GACAGAGCAGUUGGAUGCCGUGUGCGUUAACAAUAAAUCUGCACUCAGAGUAUUUAAAAUGCUUGAAGAUGCAGUGGACGCCGGAGCAUGCCCAGUGGCCAGAACAGCACUUUGAUAUCACUUCAACCACCCGGUCUCCUGCCCACAAGGUAGAAGCCUACCGGGGGCAUCUGCAGCGCACCUAUCAAUACGCCUGGGCCAACGACGACAUCUCGGCUCUGACCGCCUCCAAUCUUUUGAAAAAGUAUGCAGAAAAAUAUUCCGGUAUUCUAGAAGGCCCUGCUGAACGGCCCAUCCUUAGCAAUUAUUCUGAAGCUCCAUCAGGGCUAGUGAACGGCCGGAAGAAUGAAAGCGAGCCCUGGCAGCCUUCGCUGAAUUCGGAGAGCGUGUAUCCCAUGAACUGUGUCCCAGAUGUUAUUACCGCCAGCAAAGCUGGUGUAAGUGCAGCCCUCCCUCCCGCAGACGUCUCUGCCAGUAUAGGGAGUUCACCUGGGGUGGCCAGUAACCUGACAGAACCCAGUUAUUCUAGCAGCACCUGUGGAAGUCAUACAGUUCCCAGUCUUCAUUCAGGGCUCCCAUCUCAGGAAUAUGCCACAGGAUACAACGGAUCUUACUUGCAUACCAGUUAUAGCGGCCAGCCAGCACCUGCACUUCCUUCCCCGCAUCCGUCCCCCUUGCAUAGCUCUGGGCUUUUACAGCCCCCACCGCCGCCACCACCACCACCAGCCCUCGUCCCAGGCUACAAUGGGACUUCUAACCUCUCCAGUUACAGCUACCCUUCUGCCAGUUAUCCUCCUCAAACCGCUGUUGGUCCUGGGUACAGCCCUGGGGGAGCACCACCUCCCUCCGCCUACCUGCCUUCAGGAAUCCCUGCUCCUACUCCUCUGCCCCCAACUACUGUACCCAGCUACUCCUACCAGGGUCAUGGUCUGACGCCCAUUGCACCAUCCGCCCUGACAAACAGUUCAGCCAGCUCUCUCAAAAGGAAAGCUUUCUACAUGGCAGGGCAAGGAGAAAUGGACUCCAGUUAUGGAAAUUACAGCUAUGGCCAACAGAGAUCUACACAGAGUCCCAUGUAUCGAAUGCCCGACAACAGCAUUUCAAAUGCAAACAGGGGGAAUGGUUUUGACAGAAGUGCUGAAACAUCAUCCUUAGCAUUUAAGCCAACAAAGCAGCUAAUGUCCUCUGAACAGCAAAGGAAAUUCAGCAGCCAGUCCAGUAGGGCUCUAACACCCCCAUCCUAUAGUACUGCUAAAAACUCACUGGGUUCGAGAUCAAGUGACUCAUUUGGGAAGUACACCUCCCCAGUAAUGAAUGAGCACGGCGAUGAGCACAGGCAGCUCCUUCCUCACCCAAUGCAAGGCCCGGGACUUCGUGCAGCUACCUCAUCCAACCACUCUGUGGACGAGCAACUGAAGAAUACUGACACGCACCUCAUUGACCUUGUUACCAAUGAGAUUAUCAACCAAGGACCUCCUGUGGACUGGAAUGACAUCGCUGGCCUAGAUCUAGUAAAGGCCGUCAUCAAAGAGGAGGUUUUAUGGCCAGUAUUGAGGUCAGAUGCAUUCAAUGGACUGACUGCUCUACCUCGGAGCAUCCUUUUGUUUGGACCUCGGGGGACAGGCAAAACAUUAAUGGGCAGAUGUAUAGCUAGUCAGUUAGGAGCCACGUUUUUCAAAAUCACUGGCUCUGGCCUUGUCACAAAGUGGCUAGGGGAAGGAGAAAAAAUUGUCCACGCUUCCUUCCUCGUGGCAAGGUGUCGCCAACCCUCGGUGAUUUUUGUUAGUGACAUUGAUAUGCUUCUUUCUUCCCAAGUGAGCGAAGAACACAGUCCAGUAAGUCGGAUGAGAACCGAGUUCCUUAUGCAGCUGGACACUGUACUGACUUCUGCUGAGGACCAAAUAGUAGUAAUUUGCGCCACAAGUAAACCAGAAGAAAUUGAUGAAUCUCUUCGAAGGUACUUCAUGAAACGACUUUUAAUCCCACUUCCUGACAGCACAGCGAGGCACCAGAUAAUAGUACAACUGCUCUCACAGCACAAUUACUGUCUCAAUGACAAGGAGGUUGCACUGCUUGUCCAGCGCACAGAAGGCUUUUCUGGACUAGAUGUGGCUCACUUGUGUCAGGAAGCAGUGGUGGGCCCACUCCACGCCAUGCCAGCCACAGACCUUUCAGCCAUUAUGCCCAGCCAGUUGAGGCCAGUUACAUAUCAAGACUUUGAAAAUGCUUUCUGCAAGAUACAGCCUAGCAUAUCUCAAAAAGAGCUUGAUACAUAUGUUGAAUGGAACAAAAUGUUUGGUUGCAGUCAGUGA
Molecule: messenger RNA, 2312 nt
Organism: Rhea pennata
Lineage: Eukaryota; Metazoa; Chordata; Aves; Rheiformes; Rheidae
Gene: FIGN
Product: fidgetin, microtubule severing factor
Exons: 2
Coding region: 15-2312 (765 amino acids)
Molecular function (GO): ATP binding; ATP hydrolysis activity; microtubule severing ATPase activity
Source: RefSeq, a predicted model, not a curated record